Molecule: messenger RNA, 1566 nt
Organism: Selaginella moellendorffii
Lineage: Eukaryota; Viridiplantae; Streptophyta; Lycopodiopsida; Selaginellales; Selaginellaceae
Exons: 4
Coding region: 1-1290 (429 amino acids)
Source: RefSeq, a predicted model, not a curated record
AUGGCGGAUUUCCAAUCCGAGGUCCCAGCACCUUUUUAUGCUAGAAAAUUCCAGAAUGGGCCUGUGGUUGAAGCAUGGCGAAGGUUUUGGCCUCGUGGGCGAUGGAACCAAGCUGCCGGUAAGGGCUAUCGCUGCGUUUUGGAAGCUGGAUCCCGCGACUCUGUGUAUUGGCGACGAUGUGCUGCUCGCGGAUGCAACUGGAACCUCCAUCUUCGACGUGGAAUCCAUCCGGCAGACGGCAGUCAGGAGUGGCCUGGGCGAUGGCAGCUCCAAAGACGCAGCCAUCAUCGCUCAAGAAGAAGAAGAAAUACAAAUACCAAAUUGGGCAGAGAUGAGCCGCAAGCGGCUCGAGGCAUCGCGGCAGCUGGACGAAGAGUUCCGCCAGGUGUUCUUCAAGGCCGAGGGAGCUAUCCACGCUUACCACAACCGGGUAAGGGAAGCAGCCGACGAUAUCCGGGCAAGUGGUUCUAUCGCGUGGGUCGCCAGGAUGACGAAGAGCUCGACGCCACAAACAGGUGUGGAAUGGUGACGCUGGUGAGGCCGGAUGGAACUUGCGUCACGAGCUACGCUUGCAUGAAGAAGAAGGCGGAGGAGGAAUCCGAUGGCAAGCGCUACGUUGUGUGCGUGGACGGGAGGCGAUACGAGUGCGUGUCAGAGGUGGCGGGUGGAGUGGGAGUUUUAACUCCCGCGCAGGGAUGCUCCCAGAGCUUCUCGGCCUGCGCGGUGGUGGCGCCGAUGCCAGGGCCGUGGCUGACGGUGGUGUCGGCGUCGUGGGACCAUGACGGGAACAAGAAGCCGCUGCUCGUGGCCGGAACAUCGGUGGGAGGCGAUGGCGGACGAUUUGAGGAUCUCUUGGAGUACGAGACGAGCUGUCAAUUCCCUCCUUACCGUCAUAUCAUGCUGUCAUGCGACGGGGCAAAGAUCGAGUGUGGAGCGCCAGUGAUGACUCCCAGGGGUAGCUUGACGGGCGUGGUGGUGGGAUUUGGGAAGCUCAGGAAUGACAAGAGGAGGUCCAAGAAACUAAAGCCGCCAUACAAUUUUCCCAUCACCAAGGGAGACUUUGGGCGCUUCUUUAAAGGAGUGCCGGAAUCCAUCGCCGAAGAUUGCAGGGCCGGGGUGGAGGUGAAUUGCAUGUACUACAAUACCGUCGAAGGCAAGAUUGGCUUCCCAGCUAUUGAAUGGAGGCACAAGAACUACUUCAAAGCAGAUGGUACAAUUGUUCGGUUAAGCUGCCUGGAACACCGUGAUCGAAUCCUUCGCCCUCGCGGGAUUGGUAGACGCGCUCGAUAGGGAUCAAGCCCGAUGGAUCCACGCUUUAGGACUCAAUUCUUCCUGGGGAUUCGGCCUCGAUCCGGGAAAAGAACACUAUAGCUGCCUUGUAUUCCAUGGCGGCUGGAUUGGAGGGAGCGGCGGAGAAUGUGGUGCCCCGGAGUGGAGCGCCAUACGUGAUCUUGUCGAGCGCCAUCGCCGUGGAAUCCUUGAGACAAUAGGAUAUACUGCAUUUUCAUAAAACAAUUGUCACAUUUGGAGAUUAUUCUAUUCUUGACAUUGUCCAUACCUUCAAAA